Molecule: messenger RNA, 333 nt
Organism: Phytophthora sojae
Lineage: Eukaryota; Oomycota; Peronosporomycetes; Peronosporales; Peronosporaceae
Exons: 1
Source: RefSeq, a predicted model, not a curated record
GUGAAGUUCUUCUGUGCGAUCGUUGGCGUGGCGGGCAGCGCGUUCGAGGUGGAUAUCGACGAUGCUGAGUCGGUCUCGGCGUUGAAGAAGGCGAUCAAGGCGGAGAACCCAGCGACGAUCACGUGCGAUGCCAAGGACCUGCAGCUCUCCCUGGCGAAGACGGCGGACGGCGCGUGGCUGCUGUCGAACGAUCCUGAUGUGGUUGCUAUGCGAAGUGGAGCCGUUUCUGAAAAGGUGCAGAACCUGCUAAACGAACAAAUCGAUCCAGCAGAAGAGAUUGCCGAUGUCUUUGUACCAGCUCCGCAGAAGAAGCAGAUCCACGUGUUGGUGGUG